Molecule: messenger RNA, 633 nt
Organism: Closterium sp. Naga37s-1
Lineage: Eukaryota; Viridiplantae; Streptophyta; Zygnematophyceae; Desmidiales; Closteriaceae
Source: the annotation of a GenBank genome assembly
AUGGCUGCACAGGAGUUACGCUGGCUCACCUACCUGCUGACCGACCUGGGAGAGCGGCCUCGUUCUCCUCCAGUGCUGUACGUCGACAACAAGGCAGCCAUUGCCUUGUGUCAGGAGCACAGACUCGAGCAUAGAACGAAGCACAUCGCUCUGCGUUACUUCCUGGCUCGAGUGUUGCAGCAGCGGGGUCAGCUUCGUCUUGCUCACGUGGCCACUCGGGCCAACACUGCUGAUAUAUUCACCAAGGCACUUCCAUCUGGUGAUCAUCAGCGCUUUUUGAGUGGGUGUGAGGUGAGUGUGAAGGGGGGUUCAACUCCCCCCGCUGGGCUGGAUUUGAGAAGAGGGGGAGGGGAGGCUUACCCCCCCUCAGUGAGUGGGUGUGAGGGGGGUUCAACUCCCCCCGCUGGGCUGGAUUUGAGCAGAGGGGGAGGGGAGGCUUACCCCCCCUCAGUGAGUGGGUGUGAGUGCCCCUCAGUGGGUGUGUGUGAGGUGAGUGUGAGGGGGGGUUCAACUCCCCCCGCUGGGCUGGAUUUGAGAAGAGGGGGAGGGGAGGCUUACCCCCCCUCAGUGAGUGGGUGUGAGGUGAGUGUGAAGGGGGGUUCAACUCCCCCCGCUGGGCUGGAUUUGAGAUGA